Molecule: messenger RNA, 1950 nt
Organism: Agrilus planipennis (emerald ash borer)
Lineage: Eukaryota; Metazoa; Arthropoda; Insecta; Coleoptera; Buprestidae
Exons: 1
Coding region: 1-1950 (649 amino acids)
Source: RefSeq, a predicted model, not a curated record
AUGUCCGAUCCACCACAAGUUUCACCGGAACUUUUGGAAUCUAUGGCCACCAUGUUGUCUCAGGCACUUCGAGCUUCGUUACCAGGCGCGGCCGCCGCUGCAGGUCCCGAACUUGCCAACGCAGCCAACAAUGGACAUCUUCGUGCACCCCGUUUCAACAUGGCUGAAUACCGCCCGACAGAGGGCACCACCGUUCAGGACUACUUCACACGUUUCUCCUGGGCUCUGGAACUGAGUGAAAUACCGGCCGAGCAGCACGCCAACUAUGCCCGUGUUUACAUGGGCAGAGAUCUGAAUGAUGCGUUAAAGUUUUUGAUUAGCCCUCGCCUACCUCAGGACCUGACGUACGCCGAAAUCCAGCAAACCCUCAUAAAACAUUUUGAUCACGCAAAAAACAAGUUCGCAGAGAGUUAUAAAUUUCGUAAACUCACACAAAAUCCGGGCGAAUCAGUCGCAGACUUUGCUCUCAGGCUUAAACAAGGUGCAGUGUAUUGUGAAUUUGACGCUUUUUUGGACAGAAUGCUCAUCGAACAACUGUUGUUCGGACUCGAAUCGCAAGUGACAUGUGAUGAGAUCAUCGCAAAAAAACCAGCAUCUUUUGCGGAAGCGUUUGAAAUCGCAAAUUCUCUCGAAGCGACUCGUCUGACAUCGGACACGGUGAAAAACAAGGUGGAACCAACAAACAAGUUGGGAUUUGCACCCCUAAAGCUGAAGUACACGAAACGUCUAAAUCAAGGCAGACCCCAUACACAACCCCAAGGAGUACACAAACCAACCGGAUCGCCUUAUCAACCGCGUCAAAGCCAGGAUAAGCAGUGGGCCUGUCAGGGCUGCGGAGGUCAACAUGCUCGUUCUCAGUGCCCGUACCGUGACGCCACCUGUCACGCCUGUAAUAAGAAAGGUCACCUUGCUUCCGUUUGCAGAUCUGGGAACAUCAGACAAGUCAGAGAAAACUCAGACUCUGAAGAAGAUUUUCCAGCCGAAGAAGUCGACCAGAUGCGACGUCUCAACAAAAUGGACGUUGUCAACUCUGUCAAAUUUCCUGGGAAGGUGGUGCUUGAUGUCCUUAUCAACGGACGUAACAUCAAAAUGGAAAUUGACACCGGCGCGCCAUGCGCAAUCAUGAGCAAACAAACGCUUGACAGUGUCAAAAUCAAAUACAAAUUGCUGGAAACCAACCAACAAUUUGCGAGCUUUUCUGGUCAUCGAAUUUCCUGCCUCGGUCGCGUAUCUGUCAACGCUCAAAUCGGAUCCUCAGUUUGGAAGCUCGACCUUUAUCUGGCGGAUGGCAUAGUCGACUCGCUUUUGGGCCGCGAGUGGAUCGUCGCAUUUGCAAACAAGAUUAAUUUCUCAACCUUUUUUGGAAAUGCAGCAUCAGUCCACGCUGUCAAUCCGGUUUCUCCAAGGCCAUCGUUGCAGCAACAGGCUCAAUUGGACAGCAUCCUGACACAGUUUGAAAGCUCGUUCGACGAUAAACCUGGAAAACUCAUAGGGCCUCCUGUCAAACUGCACUUUAAACCCGGAUACAAACCCGUCUUUUCCAGAGCUCGAGAUGUUCCCUACGCUUUGCGUGAUGCAUAUGCACGCGAAAUUGACGCCAAGCUGAAUUCGGACGUGUACAAACGGGUCGAAUACUCGGAGUGGGCUUCGAUGACACAUGUGGUGGCAAAAAAGAACAGGAAAUUACGUAUCACGGAAAACUAUAAACCUACACUAAAUCCUCAGCUGAUCGUAGACGAACAUCCAAUCCCACGAAUGGAGUGCAUCUUUAACAAAAUGCGAGGCGCAAAGUGGUUCUGUCAUCUUGACAUCACGGAUGCCUAUACGCAUCUCACAAUCGACGACGAAUGUGCUCACGCGAUGACUCUCAACACGCCUACUCAUGGCCUAAUCCGACCGACACGCGCGGUCUACGGAGCAGCAAACAUCCCUGCAGUGUGGCAACGUUGA